AAGGCAAUGAAAGAUGCUGGUUUGAAGAAGCGCCAAAUCGAUGAGAUUGUUCUUGUAGGUGGAAGCACUAGAAUUCCCAAGGUCCAACAGCUCCUUAAGGACUACUUCGAUGGAAAGGAGCCCAACAAGGGUGUUAACCCAGAUGAAGCUGUUGCUUAUAGUGCUGCAGUACAAGGAGGCAUCUUGAGGGGAGAAGGUGGUGAUGAAAGCAAAGAUAUUCUUCUUCUUGAUGUGGCUCCACUUACCCUCGGUAUCGAGACUGUUGGUGGAGUAAUGACCAAGUUGAUUCCUAGAAACACCGUUAUCCCUACCAAGAAGUCUAAAGUUUUCACCAUUUAUCAGGAUCAGCAAACCACCGUCUCCAUUCAGGUCUCUGAAGGUGAACGGAGUCUCACAAAGGACUGUAGGCUGCUAGGGAAGUUUGAUCUUACUGCAAUUCCUUCAGCUCCAAGGUUUGGGACCCCUCAAAUCGAAGUUACAUUUGAAGUUGAUGCAAAUGGUAUCUUAAACGUCAAGGCUGAAGACAAAGGAACAGGGAAAUCAGAAAAGAUCACAAUCACCAACGACAAGGGUCGUCUAAGCCAAGAGGAAAUCGAGAGAAUGGUUCGCGAGGCCGAGGAAUUCGCAGAGGAGGACAAGAAGGUGAAGGAGAAGAUUGAUGCUCGCAACAGCUUGGAGACGUAUGUUUACAACAUGAAGAAUCAGAUUAGUGACAAGGAUAAGCUUGCUGGCAAACUCGAAUCCGACGAGAAGGAGAAAAUCGAAACGGCAGUGAAGGAGGCCCUUGAGUGGCUUGAUGACAACCAGAAUGCCGAGAAGGAAGAUUUUGAGGAGAAGAUCAAGGAGGUCGAGGCUGUUUGCAAUCCUAUCAUCACGGCUGUAUAUCAAAGGUCUGGUGGAGGCCCUGGCGGUGCUGCAUCAAGUGAAGAAGAAGAUGAUUCACAUGAUGAACUCUAGAAAA
Molecule: messenger RNA, 961 nt
Organism: Hibiscus syriacus
Lineage: Eukaryota; Viridiplantae; Streptophyta; Magnoliopsida; Malvales; Malvaceae
Product: luminal-binding protein 1
Exons: 4
Coding region: 7-957 (316 amino acids)
Biological process (GO): protein refolding; cellular response to unfolded protein; endoplasmic reticulum unfolded protein response
Cellular component (GO): nucleus; cytoplasm; membrane
Molecular function (GO): ATP binding; ATP-dependent protein folding chaperone; ATP hydrolysis activity
Source: RefSeq, a predicted model, not a curated record